UAUGUUAUGUGCCGUUUUGAGUCUCAUUAUUAUAAAAAACAAGCACUGCUGUAGCGACAUAUUAUUCUGUCCAUGACGUGACAGUUUGAAUUUGAACACUCCACGACUUAUUUUUCUCGUUUUCAGGGACAAAUUCCUAAACGGCAAGUCACUCUUCGAGUAUGACGAUGAAUGGCGAAACGUCACACAGAGUUCCGAAAGUUGGGACACACGCUUCGACAAAUACUGGCUGCCUGCACUCUUCUCCGAGGGAUUUCUACAUCGAACUCAAGAGUUCAACGAAACGUUAAAGAGGCUCAGGAAAGCAUACCAGGUAUAUAUGAGCAACUAUGUAAGCCCGUCGGGUCCUCUCUUGGCCAUCCCAUCAGACGAGGAAGAUCAGUUAUACGGUGAAAAAGAAAUGAAGACUGCCUUCCUCAUGUUAUUUAAUGGUCCUCACAUGGGUUUAUCCAAGAUACUCAGAAAUGCCUACAACAUAAGCGACCUUCACCAUCGAUUCAGGAACACAUCGUUCACUUUCAACCAAUUCCUGCGUCACGUGGUCUGGAGUCAUGACAUGGGCAUGCCCGAUCAACACUGGAUGACCUACACAGAGACAUGGGACCCUUGCAGGAUGAAGUUCGACUACAUUCUCAAGUUGGAGACGAUCAAAGAGGAGAUGGAACACUUGUUCUGCGGGGUGUUGGGCUUCCAGGAGAUCAACUACCCGGUGAAGCACCGCAGCAACGGCCAUGUUCUCGGCCGUUUUGACCAGGAGUACUAUGCGAACGUGAGAAAGGAGCUGAUGGACCAAUUGCUCUAUAUUUACAGAGACGACUUUGCUAUCUUCGGCUACAGUCAAGACCUGUAGUGCACGCUACGAAAAAAAAAAAAAAAAGGUUCUUCGGAGCUUCUGGCUAGAUCGAUGUGGGACUCUUCGAUUGAUAUUAAAUAAGAAAAUAACAAUUGUAAC
Molecule: messenger RNA, 952 nt
Organism: Eriocheir sinensis (Chinese mitten crab)
Lineage: Eukaryota; Metazoa; Arthropoda; Malacostraca; Decapoda; Varunidae
Product: carbohydrate sulfotransferase 12-like
Exons: 1
Coding region: 320-850 (176 amino acids)
Biological process (GO): carbohydrate biosynthetic process
Cellular component (GO): membrane
Molecular function (GO): sulfotransferase activity
Source: RefSeq, a predicted model, not a curated record